Diaporthe citri is the source of this 1059-nucleotide messenger RNA. RefSeq lists its product as uncharacterized. NCBI's taxonomy places the organism in Eukaryota, Fungi, Ascomycota, Sordariomycetes, Diaporthales, Diaporthaceae. The record is from RefSeq and is a predicted model, not a curated record. The transcript is spliced from 2 exons. Gene Ontology annotation, biological process: retrograde vesicle-mediated transport, Golgi to endoplasmic reticulum. Gene Ontology annotation, molecular function: SNAP receptor activity. The coding region runs from base 1 to 1059 and encodes 352 amino acids. Gene Ontology annotation, cellular component: SNARE complex; endoplasmic reticulum.
AUGGCACAAACCACCUUCGAUCCUCUAGCUCCUUCCCAAACAUCUAAACCAACAGACCCGCUGAUCGACUUGGAUCGACUGCUCGGCCGUCUCCGCCAGACCAUUCUUCGAGCCGAUGCGGAACGGGAACGGAGACUCAGGACCAGCGAGUUCGAGCGCGAGAAAGUCACUGUCAAUAUCGACUAUGCGCGGCUGCUGCUCACGAGAUUGCAGCAAGAUGCGCUGGGAAUCAAAGUACUUGCGAGAAGACAGGAGGUACAGGCCGACCUCAACCGGAAGCGCGACCUCCUGGAACAGGUGACGGAUAGGCUGAGGGACUUGGAAGAGCUGAGCGCGCAUGCCGUCGGCGACGAUGACGACGUAAGCUCGGAAGAAGACGACAUAUUGAGCGGGAUAAUUGCGACCCCAAGUCAGAGCUUGGACUCCAGAUCGACAGAUGUACUCGAAAAAGACACGGCAAAAGAAGAUCAAGGAAACAACAUACUACAGGCACCACCGCCGACCGAACCGCGACAGAAUGGAAGCAGCGGACGUGUUGUAGAGACGCUGGAGGAAGUAAUAUCAGAGAAACCGGACACCCUGACGUCACAUACUCUCCGGCCGAGAGGCCAACAGCCCGCGCCAUCAGAUCCGGAGAAAGCAAACCAAGACUUGGACACAGCACAAACCACAGGCGCCACCACACAACGAUCCCUGCUCUUGGGGGACCGCUCUGCAGACGUGUCAGAUGUCGCCACGAAGGAAGCCAUUCUCGACCGUGAGCGAAGAGAGCAGGAAGAAAUCACGGAGGCGAUGAGCAAGAUCACCAAGGAGUUGAAACUGUCGUCCCUAAGGUUCAGCGAGGCGCUCGAGGAGGACAAGGAGAUGACCGAGCAGGCUGCGAAAGGGCUCAGCAAAAACGAGCUCGGCCUCGAGGCUGCCGCGAGGAGGAUGGGGGCGCUGACGCGGAUGACGGAAGGGAAGGGCUGGUGGGGACGGAUUAUACUGUAUGCCUGGAUCUACGGACUGAUGGUCGUGCUGGUACUCGUUGUUUUUGUGCUGCCAAAACUGCGGUUCUGA